This is a messenger RNA of Dovyalis caffra, 612 nucleotides long. Lineage: Eukaryota; Viridiplantae; Streptophyta; Magnoliopsida; Malpighiales; Salicaceae. The record is from the annotation of a GenBank genome assembly.
AUGGAGGAUAUAGAAGUGGGCAAGAAGAAGGAGAAAGACCAAGAGAGCCAUGGAAAAGGAGAGUAUGUGAAGAGUGUUGUCUAUGCAGGACUUGAUGCCAUUGUCACUAGCUUUUCUCUCAUUUCUUUCAUCUCUGCCACUCAACAUUCAUCUGAUGGGAUAUCAAUGGGAUUGGGAAAUUAUAUGUCUAGUAGCACUGAGAAGGAUGUUGCUGCCAAAGAGAAGUCAGUGACAGAAUGGGAUGUCACUAACCAUAGCGACUCUCAGAGGCAGGAGUUGGUCCAAAAAUAUCAUCUACUUGGGAUGGACAUCAAUGAUGCAACCAUGUACAAAAACAUCCUAGUAGACGAGAAAAUGACUACAGAAAAAAGGUUGACACCACCAGAUGAAGAGGGAAGAAUGGUCUCAUUACCUUUUGACAUGGUGAAGUUCAUUGGUGCUUGUUUCAUGGCUCUAUUAGCCUUGGCAGUCCUUGGAAUAGCAAAGGCAAAGAUAACUAAACAAAAUCAUGUGUGGUCUGUGGCGAUCAGUGUUCGCAAUGGUGCCUUUGCUGCUGUUGCAGCUUAUGCUCUUGGCUGGACGCUGAGGAAUGUAGCUAAUCUAGAAGACUGA